Molecule: messenger RNA, 1233 nt
Organism: Colletotrichum graminicola M1.001
Lineage: Eukaryota; Fungi; Ascomycota; Sordariomycetes; Glomerellales; Glomerellaceae
Product: eukaryotic aspartyl protease
Exons: 2
Coding region: 1-1233 (410 amino acids)
Biological process (GO): proteolysis
Molecular function (GO): aspartic-type endopeptidase activity
Source: RefSeq, a predicted model, not a curated record
AUGACUGCCUCAUCUUUCGUUUCGGCCCUCGCCGCCGGCCUCGCCCUGGCCUCCACCGCCGCCGCCCUCCCUGCCGCUACCCAGCAGGAGAGCAACUUCUCCGUCGAGCAGGUCCCCAACACCCGCUACGUCCGCUCCGGUCCCCUCGCCCUGGCCAAGGCCUACCGCAAGUACAAGAUUCCUCUCCCCCAGGACCUUGCCAGCGCCGUCUCCAACAUCACCAACGCCCGCCUCGGUCAGCGCGACACCGGCAGCGAAACCGCCAACCCUGAGCCGUCCGACUCCGAGUACCUGUGCCCCGUCAAGAUCGGUACCCCGGCCCAGACCCUCAACCUCGACUUCGACACCGGCUCUUCCGACCUCUGGGUCUUCUACAGCUCGACCCCAUCCAGCGAGCGCGACGGUCAGACCGUUUACAACCCGAGCAAGUCCCGCACCGCUUCCCUCCUCUCCGGCGAAUCCUGGUCCAUCUCCUACGGCGACGGUUCCAGCUCCAGCGGUAUCGUCUACAGUGAUGUCGUCAGCGUCGGCGGCCUGUCCGUUUCCGGCCAGGCUGUCGAGGUCGCUCAGACCGUCUCGGACGAAUUCAGCCAGGAUAGCGACAACGACGGUCUUCUUGGUCUUGGUUUCAGCAGCAUCAACACUGUCUCGCCCAACCAGCAGACUACCUUCUUCGACACUGCCACUCCCCAGCUGAGCUCGCCCGUCUUCACAGCCGACCUGAAGCACAACAAGGCCGGCAAGUACAACUUUGGUUACAUUGACAACUCGGCCUACACCGGCUCCAUCACCUACACCUCGGUCGACAACAGCCAGGGCUUCUGGGGUUUCACCUCUUCCGGAUACCAGGUCGGCUCCAGCAGCUUCACCAAGAAGUCCUACGAGGGCAUUGCUGACACCGGCACCACCCUCUUGCUCCUCCCCGACAGCAUCGUCAAGGCCUACUACAAGCAGAUCAGCGGUGCCAAGUACGACUCUUCCCAGGGUGGCUACGUUUUCCCCUGCGCGGCCACCCCCCCGUCCUUCACCUUCGGCGUUGGCAGCGCCCGCAUCACCGUCCCCGGCUCGUACAUGAACUUCGAGGCUGUCUCCUCCAGCUCUUGCUACGGUGGCAUCCAGAGCAACUCCGACAUCGGUUUCACCAUCUUCGGUGACAUUGCCCUCAAGGCCGCUUUCGUUGUCUUCGACGGCGGCAACACCCAGCUCGGCUGGGCUUCCAAGACUCUCUCCUAG